GAGAAAGACAGAGAAAUAGAGGCUAUAGGAACGACAUAGCUCCUGUGGUCACAGCAGGAGAAAAAGAAGAAAAAGAGAAAGGAAGGCACGGAACCCAUGGCAGAAAUGGAGGGAUUAGCCCGUGGGAUUUAGCGGCCGGAGUACAGGCUCAUGUGGAGGAGGCUUUCGGGGGAACAUCGGGAUUGAAAGGGCCUUUGGUCUGAAAUUGUGCGGUCAUGCCCCCCAGUAAGAAAUCUGAAGUGUCCCGGGUCAGCGUGGUCAACGGUCAGAGCCUGUUUGCCCAGGUGGGGCUCUCGCAGGAUACCGCGGUCAAGGCAGACCCCGCAGCACCCAACCCCCGGCCUGAGGACGAGGAGCUGACCAACCUCAACUGGCUCCACGAGAGCAGCAACCUGCUCCACAGCUUUGGCGAGCAGGUCCUGCGUAGCGUCAGCCCGGUCAUGGAGACCGACCGCAGUGACGGUGCGCCACCCUCACCUUCCCCGCCACCGGCGCCCUCCGACUCCAACUAUGACCUCAAGCAGAACCCCAACUGCAAGCCACCCUACUCUUUCAGCUGCCUCAUUUUCAUGGCAAUUGAGGACUCUCCCUCCAAGAGGCUGCCCGUCAAAGACAUUUAUAACUGGAUCCUGCACCACUUCCCCUACUUUGCCAAUGCCCCUACUGGGUGGAAGAACUCUGUGAGACACAAUCUGUCCCUGAAUAAGUGUUUUAAGAAAGUGGAUAAGGACCGAAGCCAGAGCAUGGGGAAAGGCUCACUGUGGUGCAUAGAAGCAGAAUAUAGACAGAAUCUCAUCCAGGCGCUGAAGAAGACGCCCUUUCAUCCCCAUGCCCAGGUGCUGACCACUCCCUCUGCUUCUCUGCAGGCCUAUCAAAGCAUAUCCAAUCCUCCACUAUGGCCCGUCAGUCCCUUCUUCAGGAGAAAUGGUGGAGUCCUCCUGCAAGUCCCUCAGGGAGUGAUCCAGAAUGGCGCUCGGAUGAUGAGUCAGGAUGUUUUCCCAGGAAUCAGACCCCUUCCCGCCAUGCCCAUUGGGAGCAGAUCGGCAGCUGUGAGCAGGUCGGUCCUGGGCGUGUGCCGAAAGCGGAGCGAGAGUGAUCUGUCCUGCGAUUCCCCAUUGGUCAGCAGCGACCCCAAGGAGGACCACACGUACAGCAGCGCUAAAACCAGCCUGGCGGGUGGAGACGCCCCCAGCGAUGCUGAGGAUGACGACAGGGUCCGGGCGAAGAGGGAGCUCAAGGACCCGCCCCCGGACUCUGCCCACCCGGCCCAGCAGUGCAAGAGGCGGCAGCAGUGGACAAAGGUCAAAGUGCGCGUGUCCAGCGACUCGCUCCCGCUGAAAAAGAGGCGCACACAAAAGCCCCCUGAGAGCGAUGACGAGGAGAUGAAGGAGGCGGCGGGCUCACUCCUACACCUGGCUGGAGUGAGGGCCUGCCUGAACAACAUCACCAACCGGACGGCCAAAGGGCAGAAAGACGCUCUGAAAAAUUAAAUGAAAGGAAGGCGAAACGAGAGCAAAACAAAACGAGCAUCGCUUUUAAAUGAAUUUCUAUAUUUUUUUCUAGGACAUCAGGUGAAUUCUAAUGAUUUGUGGCAAUAUCGCUUUGUUUUCAUAUCCGUUACACUGUCUUUUUUGGGAGGAUGAGGGGGGGUCUUUGAAGAUUUUAUUUAAAGGAGAUUAAAGCCAUAUUUUGUUUUCCUGACGCUUGACUAAUUUGGGGAUUUUUUUUUAUUUCAAUUUUUUUUGUCUGCUGGAUUUGAGCACAGACACGGGCCCUGUCUGAAACAGCCUCCUAACUACUGUGUCCUCAGAAUACGUACUGUCUACUAAACAUACUGCUUAAUGUUUAGUGCUUAUUUUUAGUACGUUAUGAGCAGUAUGGGAAAAACGUCCUCCAUACUAUUUUCCAACAGUACUGUUAAAGUGCUGUAAGACUCACCAACAGAUGGCUCUGCCUCUACCUCCUAAAAUAUAUGGUUUCACUGAAUAAUUAAUUACAGUAGAUUUUGAGAAGAAUUUGCCCAACUACUUUUUCAUCCAGUGUACUCAACUUGACUUGACUUGAUAGUAGGCAAGUAAUAAUUUCAGACAGGGCCCUCAACAUGUGGGUAGAGGUGGGACAGGAAAUGAUGUCAUCAAUAAUUAUCAAAGCAAAAUAAACAGGAAAAUUGUAGCAAUCACCAUUCACCUAAUAUAGGUGGACAUGGAGAAGGGAAAAUUUUGCAGGCCUCUUAAACUGUGGUGAGCAUUCUAUAGGAAAGAACCAUGCAAACCCUUUGUUUGAGGCUGGAAGCUUCACUAGAGGAGUAGGGAUGACUUCUUACUCUUGCAUCACUGCAGCCAGCCCUUAUUUCUGUCUGACUGUGGAACAAUAAUGACGUAUUACACUGCAAAGUUGCAUGUUAGCAAAUAGCUACAGCUACUCAUUUCAACCCAGAAACCAUAAGCUGAUACUUCAGACAUUGGAAGUAUGAAAUCUCUUUUUGAGAAGAAUUCCUGCUUGGUGGAAGAUAUCUAAAGUGAUUUGUUAGAAAUGCUGUCAACAUGGCUUGUUGUAGACUUGUUAUUAAUGGGGUUGUUUUUAGCAUUUUCUUUUCCCAUACCCAUCUGAAGAAAGCAAUUUCAUCCAGCCAGCAUACCACUGUAUAAAGUUCACUAAAUGCUUCUCAUUUCUUAUAUGAAGCAAUGUCACCAGCAGGAUUCAUCCCACCAUGUUGCAUGGGUUCCGUAAAGUAAAAUAAAAAAUGUGUUUUUUAUUCCAAGUUCAUGUAAAGCAAAUAAUGUAUUUAGCAUGGAGCAUGAAUUAUUUUCAUAUAAAUGUAGCUCUUAGAGAAAAUGGCUUAGCCUCUACUUUUUGAUGCCUGUUGGCAUAGAUUUUUUUAUUAUAACUAUUGUCAUUGGUUUGUGUUUAUUUACUUGAAAACUGAUUUUAUUUAUCUCUCUUUAUUUUCCUACUUGUUUUGAAGCAAGGCUUUAGAAAGAUAAACCUUGUUCAGGGACAAACGCUGACUGCUGGGAAACUCUUGCAAUAUUGAAGAAUCACAUUUCGGGUUGGACCUUUGAUGGUCCCUCAGCCUGCCUCGUGACCGGCUUUCAGGUCACUUCCUUUUUUUCAGUAAUGUCCUCGUGUCUGGGCUGUCUAUCAGUGCUGGGGGGUUAGCGGGUGUCCACUGUGCUCCACAAACACUAUUUUACCUGCCUGACACACUUGCCUGUUUGUUUACACUUUCCGGUUUGUUCCUACCCAGUCAUGUUAUUGACACCAUCCAGGUUAAUCUGUCAGUGUUGAAAUUAUGGUUUAGGGUUUACAAAAGGCAUGGUCGAGAUAUGGUUUGUGUAGCAGUACACAGUGGCUUGCAAAACUAAAUUUUUAUGGCUAUUAAAUCCCAUAUACAGUAUAUAUUUAAAGUGCAAUCUCAUAAGUCCUCUAAAAAUCACAUAUAACACCUUAAUGAACAUGCUAUUACCACUCUACAAGGCAGUUAUACCUAUGUUGUACUUUAUAAAAAAGCUCAAAUGGAGCAAACAUACAUUUUCCUCUGCAUGGUUUACAUUUUAACACUACAUGCAAUAUAUUGUAACUUUGCAGUUAUCGUGAAGCUCUUCUGGUGGUUAUGAAGCCUUUACAGAGUAGUGAUGCAGUGUUAACCCCUUCAGUCUCACCAGGUUACUUUUCAUUCAUUCCUUUUUUCAUGGUGCAAUUUUAAAUCACUAUGGUAACACGAUAUAAGUGUUAAAACUUCUAUCUCUAUAACCUAUUUUAAGAUGCCAUUGCUUUAGUGACAACAGUUCCUUAUUUUGUAAUGUGUGUGGCAAGACAAGCAGAGAAGGACUUCACCUUCUCUGCAUUUUGGAAAUCCGCAGACUACACUAAUCAAGGUAAUGUCAGUGUCCUUUUCACAGCAAGGGUCCAGUGAACCAAAUGCAUUAUCAUUUCUAAUCCUAAAAAGCCACAAUAAUCUGUAUCCACUCAAAAACAGAAAAUAUUUUCAGUGAGAAAAAGAUCUACCACUUCCACUGUGUUUGAGCUUCUGUAACUUUGUUUUAGUUAUAUUUAAUGUAACUCUCCUAAAACAAACCCCAAAGGUUUACCCUUCAGAAGAGACUAGGAUUAUACCUGGAGGCAAACGGGUUCAAGAAGGGGUUAACGAAUGAGCGAUGUACACAGCUUUCUCGUGAAGUUUCCCUUAACCUGUAUGACCCAUUACAUUUGUGUGCCAAAGCCUGUAAUCAGGUUAGUUACAUUUAAAAUGAUUGCUUGCCAAGACACUGACCUGGUUAUUGACUAUACAAACUUUUCCUCUCGUGAUUGAAGUUCAUUGUCUGUGUUAAACUACACAAAUACCGCACUGCUUGUCAAUGUUGCCGAAGAUGAGGGAGAACUGGAGGCUUACAUCAAGCCAAAUGUAUGGGGCCACACUCUAUUUCUUCAAGUGAUCUUUUUCCAUAAGGAUCUCAUUCUUUGCCUGGAAAAGUUUCACUGUGUGUGUGGGUGUAUGUGUGUGUGCAUGUGUGUGUGGCUGCGUGUGCAUGCAUGGAUUCAAUCCUGUAUUAAGGACAAUGUUGUAAAUGCUCAAAACAUGCAACUGCCCAACUGCAUCUUUGGGUGUUGCAAUUUCUGGAUCCAGUGGAACCAGCGAGGGGGACUGAGAGGAAAUAUGAUUACUGUACAUCCCUAAAAAAACCUGCCAUUUGUUUUGUUUUAAAAUGUAUUUAGCUUCCAUUUUUGUUUGCUUUCAAGGAGGAAAGAAAGGAUAAGGAUGAGAAUUCAGUUAUUUUUUUGUUUGUAUUCAAAUCUGUGGUUUGAUGGCAUGUGACCCCAGCUGAUCUGAGGCAUUUCUGUAUUCUGUAUUUUCUUGGUGUGUAAUCAUAUUGCCAAAGACAAACUAAUUUGUUCAUGUAAAUAUCACUUUGUCUGCUACAAUUUUGUUUUAUGUUUGUUUUAUAUUUUUCUGAAAUCUACCAUAAAGUUUAUGUGAUGUCUCGUCUUCCACUUGCAAUAAAAAUUUCAAAUGUUGAAAACUUGA
Molecule: messenger RNA, 5026 nt
Organism: Conger conger (European conger)
Lineage: Eukaryota; Metazoa; Chordata; Actinopteri; Anguilliformes; Congridae
Product: forkhead box protein N3-like
Exons: 6
Coding region: 216-1490 (424 amino acids)
Biological process (GO): regulation of DNA-templated transcription
Cellular component (GO): nucleus
Molecular function (GO): cis-regulatory region sequence-specific DNA binding; DNA-binding transcription factor activity
Source: RefSeq, a predicted model, not a curated record